Messenger RNA from Arachis duranensis, 3081 nucleotides. RefSeq lists its product as uncharacterized. The coding region runs from base 1 to 2400 and encodes 799 amino acids. The transcript has 5 exons. Gene Ontology annotation, biological process: meristem development; meristem maintenance. The record is from RefSeq and is a predicted model, not a curated record. NCBI's taxonomy places the organism in Eukaryota, Viridiplantae, Streptophyta, Magnoliopsida, Fabales, Fabaceae.
AUGUCUCUCCGAUCCCAAACCCCAAAAACCGUUUCGGUCUCAUUGCGAGGGGCUUCGGCUGCUCAAACCAACAAAAACGACACUCACAACAACCAAAACGACACCCCCAUCCCCACCCUCGUGUCCGAGUUGCGAGCCACCAUCACUCGCGAUUUUGACCGAGUCGAACGCGCCUUGCUCGAAAGGGAAUCACGUCUCAUCGUGGCGAUUCAACAGAAGGAAAAGGAAAUCGCGUCCCUCAAAGUGAAAGACUGUAUCCAAAGCUUGGAUAAGUUGAACCCCGAAUCACAUCUCAGGGAGUUCAGAAAUGGAGGAGCAAAUGUUAAGAAAGAGGAGAAUGUCGGUUCUGAUUCGAGCGUUGCUGGAAAGUGCAUGCAUUGUUUGGAGAUGAAGGACGAAUUGGAGAAAGAAAAGGAUGUGAGUGAGUCUCUUAGGGAUAGGAACAUGCAGUUGGAGUUUGAAAAGUCUGAGCUCUUAGAAGAGAAGAAGAAAUGGGAUGAUCAGAGAGGUUUUGUUGAGGAUCUUAUGAAGAGGAUCAUUGAAUUGGAAGCUGAGAAGUGCGGAUUAUUGGAAGAGAAAAAGAAAUGGGAUGCUGACAAGAGUGGGAUUGAUGGAUUGAGGAAGGAGGAGAGCCAUGGCGCCCAUGAGGCGUAUAGGAAGAGGAAGUUCAUUGAAUUGUGUGAGAGGGUUUCAAGGUUGAAGAGAGAGACUGCUGAGGAUGAUAAGUUGAUAUCUUUGGAUGACAAUGGAGAUGCUGAUGACGGUGAUGGGAGCAACACUGAAGAGAAUAAAACGGUUCAGAUUGAUGAUAGUGUUGAGAAAGAUUCUGUGGAAAGGAAUGAAAAUGUUGGUCAUUCUUCAAGAGAUUCAACUAUACUGAUCAUACCAAGCAAAGAUGGUCUUGGUGUAACUGCUGCUUCAGAGAUAGAACCCGAUUUGCGAAGAGAUUACGAAGACACCUUGUACAGACUAGACAAGGUAGAGCACAUUGCAGGAAGGCUUGAGCAAUUGCCUGCCAGAGUCUUACGGACGCGACGACGCAUACCCACGCGGCCGAGCGAGCUAGUCAGGCCGCUCCUUAGACGAGCAGGUUUUGAACAUGUGGCUUUUAUUCUUCAGUUCGAGCAUGAUUAUGCGUUGGUCUCUGCAUUAGUUGAGAGGUGGCGACCUGAGACACACACCUUUCAUUUGCCGUGUGGGGAGAUGAGUAUCACUCUUCAAGACGUGGCUUAUCAGUUGGGGCUUCGGAUUAGUGGAGAUCCUGUUAGUGGUUGCAUGGCAGGCUGGGAGCUUUUUUAUGAAGGACGGAGCAUUGUUGACAUAUGUCAGCAGUUACUAGGAGCUGUACCAGGACCUGCUGAUAGACAGAAAUGGAACAUCAACUUGUCCUGGUUCAGAGAGACUGUGUGCGGGAAUUUGGAAGAGGACGCAACGCCUGAACGACUUCUUCAGUACACCAGAGGGUAUAUUAUGCAACUUAUCGGGGGAUUCUUAUUUCCGGAUCAGUCCAACACCCGAGUUCACCUCAGGUGGCUGCCUCUUUUGGAAGACUUGGAUCAAUGUGGUCAGCUGAGUUGGGGUUCUGCUGUGCUUGCCUUUUUGUACCGCAUGUUGUGCCGGGGAACAUGUUACACGCAGCAUAACAUGGGUGGUUGCAUGAGCUUGUUGUUAUCGUGGGCUUACCAUCGUAUCCCCUCAUGUCGCCCACAAGGAUUUGACCAGCGGAGGUUUCCAUUGGUUGAGAGGUGGGUUGGUUAUGAGCAGCGCAAUGACUCUGAAGAGUUUAGACUUCGGUGGUGGAGACGGCUUCUCAACAACCUUGAUAUUCAUAAUGUUGAGUGGAUCCCGUAUGCUGACCCAGAUAUCCAGCAUAUUCUGCCACCGAUUGUGUUUGAGGGUGAGGAGUCAUGGAAUGCCGUCUGUCCACUGUUGUGCUUUUCGAUUGUAGAGUGGCAUCAAGUGGAUCGUGUUGUGAGGCAACUGAGUGGUUUGCAGCACAUUCCUACACGUCCACUGAACAUUGAUGAGAUGCACGUGCACAAUGGACGAUUUGGUAGGAACGAGUGGUACCCUGACUACUUGAGUGGUUGGUACGACAUGUGGCGGGACAGGGGGCUCAGUCGGGUGCGUAUUUAUCACAGCAUUGAUCUGCGUCCCUCGCAGAAGUACAUACAAUGGUACCUUGGGUGGGCACAUCUAGUCUUGGUUGGGCACGGUGACCAGCAGGAUCCUAUAGCUGGACACAUACCACCUGAUCUGUCAGAUUACACGCCCCACGCUCCUGAGAUUCGACAACCAAAGGAUGGGGAUUUACCAGAGUUGCAUCCUGGAGGAGGGCGACAGCUUAGGAGAGUCAGACGCAAUGCUAAGCACAGACACGAGGCUCACCUGAGAGAAUAGGAGCCUAGAGAUGAUGAUAUCGGGGUUUUGCGAUUCACAAGUGCUAUCCCUGAGGAUUACCUUACUCUUGAACCACUAUGUCCAACACUGUCUUUACAGGCCGUCGUAGAUGGACUCGCCAAUCCAAGUCAUCAGAUGAUCCACCUAUAUAGCAGUCAUGCUUGAGACAGCCUACUCAUGAUUAGCCUGAUCCAUCCUAUUGUUGUGUGCCUCAAUUCUAGUCACUGGAUCUAGUAUCGGCAUUUGUGAAUCAAGGAUUUGGUAUUCAACCGGGACCUAUGAUGGAUCAGUUUUAGAUUAUGGUCGGAUCGUCGUUUUCAGGUGCAGCAGGACCAUCGCUUCCACAGGUAGAGCAUACCGCGUUGUAACGUCUGGGGGUAGCCCGGCGUAUUAUGUUCAGGAAUGUGCACUGAUGCAUGCCUCUCCCCCACCCUCAAUUUAUGCCUCACGACAUGUGAAUGAUCCUCGUCCUGAGAUACCUCCUCACUUGUGGGUCUUACGGAUUUCAUGAUACCAUAUUUUAAAGACUCUAGUGUUGAUGCACCACGCGGCAGAGGGCAGAGGGGCAUCCGUCACGGGAGGCUGCCUCGAGCCACCACUUCCUAGGCGUGGUGGACACGGAGCCAAGGGUAGUUGUUAUUACGCUUAUUUAUUUAUGACUAGAUCCUUUUAUGAGGCAUG